UGUUUUGCCAACACCUAGGACCAAAUGUCUUGUGGCUGAGUCCUCUUCCCACAGCUCUCUUCUGGGCUGCAAACUGUGUAAGAAAAGGCUGUGCCAUUCUCAUGGUGGCACAGGUUGACUGGAACUGCUUCUCAUAGACAAUGCUGUUCAUUUUGCUGGACUGGCUGUUUGGACUGAUUGAAGUAGCCUGGAAGGGACUAGAUGUUGGCAUGGUGCUUCUCCUGCUGAUUGGAGGGUAUGAACGUGAUUUCUGAUGAAGGUGGAUUGGGAUAAUUUUCAUGAUCUUUGUAUAUUUAUAUAUAUAUAUUUUAAAAUUUUGCAUUUGACUUAAAGUGCCAUGAGAAAAUUUGCAUAUUGCAAGGUGGUCCUAGCCACCUCCUUGAUUUGGGUACUUUUGGAUAUGUUCCUGCUGCUUUACUUCAGUGAAUGCAACAAAUGUGAUGAGAAAAAGGAGAGAGGACUUCCUGCUGGGGAUGUUCUAGAGCCAGUACAAAAGCCUCAUGAAGGUCCUGGAGAAAUGGGGAAACCAGUCGUCAUUCCUAAGGAGGAUCAAGAGAAAAUGAAAGAAAUGUUUAAAAUCAAUCAGUUCAAUUUAAUGGCAAGUGAAAUGAUCGCACUCAACAGAAGUUUACCAGAUGUUAGGUUAGAAGGGUGUAAAACAAAGGUGUAUCCAGAUAAUCUUCCAACAACAAGUGUGGUGAUUGUUUUCCACAAUGAGGCCUGGAGCACACUUCUUCGAACUGUUCAUAGUGUCAUUAAUCGCUCACCAAGACACAUGGUAGAAGAAAUUGUCCUAGUAGAUGAUGCCAGUGAAAGAGAUUUUUUGAAAAGACCUCUAGAGAGUUAUGUAAAAAAACUAAAAGUGCCAGUUCAUGUAAUUCGAAUGGAACAGCGUUCUGGACUGAUCCGAGCGAGAUUGAAAGGAGCUGCUGUCUCCAGAGGCCAAGUGAUCACUUUCUUAGAUGCCCAUUGCGAGUGCACGGUGGGAUGGCUGGAGCCUCUCUUAGCCAGGAUCAAACAUGACAGAAGAACAGUGGUGUGUCCUAUCAUUGAUGUGAUCAGUGAUGAUACAUUUGAGUAUAUGGCAGGCUCUGAUAUGACAUAUGGUGGAUUCAAUUGGAAACUCAAUUUUCGGUGGUAUCCUGUUCCUCAAAGAGAAAUGGACAGAAGGAAAGGUGACCGAACUCUUCCUGUCAGAACACCUACAAUGGCAGGAGGCCUUUUUUCAAUAGACAGAGAUUACUUUCAGGAAAUUGGAACCUAUGAUGCUGGAAUGGAUAUUUGGGGAGGAGAAAAUCUAGAAAUUUCCUUUAGGAUCUGGCAGUGUGGAGGGACUUUGGAAAUCGUCACAUGCUCGCAUGUCGGACAUGUGUUUCGGAAAGCCACACCUUACACCUUUCCAGGAGGCACAGGGCAGAUCAUCAAUAAAAAUAACAGGCGACUUGCAGAAGUAUGGAUGGAUGAAUUCAAGAAUUUCUUCUAUAUAAUUUCGCCAGGUGUUACAAAGGUAGAUUAUGGAGAUAUAUCAUCAAGACUUGGUCUGAGACACAAACUACAAUGCAAACCUUUCUCUUGGUACCUAGAGAAUAUAUACCCUGAUUCUCAAAUUCCACGUCAUUAUUUCUCACUCGGAGAGAUACGAAAUGUGGAAACAAAUCAAUGUCUAGAUAACAUGGCUAGAAAAGAGAAUGAAAAAGUUGGGAUUUUUAAUUGUCAUGGUAUGGGAGGUAAUCAGGUUUUCUCUUAUACUGCCAACAAAGAAAUUAGAACAGAUGACCUUUGCUUGGAUGUUUCCAAACUUAAUGGCCCAGUCACCAUGCUCAAGUGCCACCACCUAAAAGGCAACCAACUCUGGGAGUACGACCCAGUGAAACUAACCCUGCAGCAUGUGAACAGUAAUCAGUGCCUGGAUAAAGCCACAGAAGAGGACAGCCAGGUGCCCAGCAUUAGAGACUGCAAUGGAAGCCGGUCCCAGCAGUGGCUUCUCCGAAACAUCACCCUUCCAGAAAUAUUCUGAGACCAAAUUUACAAAAAAAAAAAAAAAAAAACAAUUGACUGGGCUACCUCAGCAUACAUUUCUGCCACAUUCUUAAGUAGCAAGAAAGGAAAAGUGCUUUCCUCCUCUGCAGGAUGUAGGUUAUCAGCCAUUAGAACGUGGGCUCCUCUAGCUUUUCAUUAGCUGUGAACCAGCCUUCCUGUCCAGGGACGCGAAAUUGCAUAGUAGUGAGACUGCGCACACUGAUGUUUACAAGGCUGAAAGAGUCUUUCAUCCAGAGUUAUGGGAAAGAAUAUCCAGACAACGGAACAGCAUGCUUUCUGGAGAGCUGCACCUCAGAAGAUUCGCUUGCAUGUCAGCCACUUCUGCUGACUGUGCUGUCAUAGUGAAGAUGUUUCCAAGAUUAUUUUCCUGAUUAGAGCUGGUAGCCAGUAUAUUAACUAUUGAUAUACAAAUAGAUGAAAAGAACUGGAACCAGAUUCACAAUCAUGAAAACAUUUUUACAACAAUUUUAAAAAAACUAUAUUAAACAGGGUUUAAAG
Molecule: messenger RNA, 2538 nt
Organism: Octodon degus (degu)
Lineage: Eukaryota; Metazoa; Chordata; Mammalia; Rodentia; Octodontidae
Gene: Galnt1
Product: polypeptide N-acetylgalactosaminyltransferase 1
Exons: 12
Coding region: 338-2017 (559 amino acids)
Cellular component (GO): Golgi apparatus
Source: RefSeq, a predicted model, not a curated record